This is a messenger RNA of Melitaea cinxia (Glanville fritillary), 954 nucleotides long. Its product is annotated as zinc finger CCHC domain-containing protein 24-like. Gene Ontology annotation, molecular function: nucleic acid binding; zinc ion binding. The record is from RefSeq and is a predicted model, not a curated record. The transcript has 4 exons. Lineage: Eukaryota; Metazoa; Arthropoda; Insecta; Lepidoptera; Nymphalidae. Bases 165 to 791 code for a protein of 208 amino acids.
AGUGUAGCCGGCGCGCGCGCAUCCCGCUCAACGAACUGCGUUCCAAAAAUAACGACAGUCGGCCCGGCCGCGUUCCCAUGCCAUGUUCCCCGCGUGAAACAUUAAAAAAAAAAUCGAAAUUCUUUCAAAAAUUUAUCGACUAGUAUUUUAAUCAUCGAUAUCGCAUGUGCAGUGCAAUUUUGGGUACUCCACGUCAUACUGAUGCUGCGAUGUCACCUACCGCCAUCGGCGGCGAGUUACCCCAAUGGUGUGGCAAGACUGAGGGCUGCCCUCAAGCUCUGCUAGGCUGGCUCUAUUUGACCCACGAUCAAAACGAUCAGUGGGUGCCCGGUUCAGUAUGGGGUCCACUGCCGACCGCAGCGCCGGGCUCCACGCACCAGGCAGACGACACCAGCUCGCUGGCGGAGCAACUUUCGGCACUCUCCCUUCGCCGUCCACCUCGGCCCCCGCCCCCGGCGUACAUGUGCCAUUUGUGCUUCAAGAAAGGACAUUACAUUGGAGACUGUCCACAGGCCCGACCGAAAGGCGAGGGUUUGACACCGUACCAAGGCAAGAAGCGUUGCUUCGGCGAGUACAAGUGCCCAAAGUGCAAGCGCAAGUGGAUGAGCGGUAACUCCUGGGCCAAUAACGGCCAGGAGUGCAUUAAGUGUCGCAUCAACGUAUUCCCUCAUAAACAGAGACCACUCGAAAAACCCGAUGGCUUGGAUGUCAGCGAUCAGUCAAAGAUCCAUCCUCAACACCUUUGCCAGAAAUGUCGCUCUCUAGGAUAUUACUGCCGACGUGAAUAUUAACUUUUUUUUUUAUUUUCUUUAUCAAUAUUUUAAUAUGCACCAAAAAAUGGAAUGCCAAAUUGACGUAGAAGCUCUUUUAAAAGCACUUAGAAGAUUACGUAAACAUUUUAUUAUUUUAAGACUAUUUUUUUAAUAUAAUUUGUUUAAAAAAUGUUUUAUCUUA